CGGGCAGAUUGCGGCGGCCCCGGCCAAUGACAAAAAAGAAAAGAAAGAAACGAGGAAGGCGGCCAGCCCGCGGGGCCGCUCCUGGAGCAGGGGAGGGCGCUUCCGAGGGUCCCCGCCACUAUGGCCGAGGACGAGGCGGACCCCACAAGCCCCAAGGCGGCCGGGGCCGCCCCCCAGGGGGACGGAGACCCCGGCUCCCUCCUGCAGAAGCUGCGAGGUGGCAUCACAAAAAGCAUCCAGAACAAAGUUGAGCUUAUACUGCAAGAUGUCCAGAAAUUCUCGGACAACGACAAGCUGUACCUCUACCUGCAGCUGCCCUCCAGCCCCAGCGCUGGGGACAAGAGCAGCCUGGACCCGAGCGUGCACAGUACGGCCGAGCACAUGUACGCCUACAACUGGAUCCGGGACCACCUGGAGGAGCACGUGGCCACCUGCCUGCCCAAGCAGGACGUCUACGACGCCUAUAGGCGAUACUGCGGCAGCCUCCGCUGUCGCCCACUCGGGGCCGCCAACUUCGGCAAGAUCAUCCGUGAGAUCUUCCCCGACAUCAAGUCCCGGAGACUGGGGGGCCGGGGCCAGUCCAAGUACUGCUACAGCGGCAUCCGCAGGAAGACCCUGGUGUCCAUGCCGCUGCUGCCCAGCCUCGACCUCAAGGGCCCCGAGAAGGAGCCGGGCCCGGAGGCGGCCCCGGGGCCGCAGGACAAGCUGCUGGAGGCGGCCUGCGCCCUGACCUGCGACUGGGCCGAGACCGUCCUGCAGCGCUCCUUCGGCUCCAUCGUGGACGUGGCCCGCUUCCUGCUGCAGCAGCACCUCAUCUCCGCCCGCUCCGCCCGCGCCCGCCUCUUCACCGACACCGUGCUCCCUUCGGCUGCCUCCACCGCCCAACCCGCUGAUGGAGGCGAGCGGCCCAGUCCGGGCCCCCCUCCCCCUGCCAAGAACGGGCUGGCGGCCCCCGAGGCCAGCAACCCGCAGGCGACGAAGCCGGCCCGGCCGGAGGGCUGCCAGGAGGCCGCGGGGCCGGGGGAGCCACCCUCCCCGGCUCCUCAACCCUCCGCUCUGCCCCCCGUCCCCCGCCGGUCCCCGAAGGACCCGGCGCCGGAGAGCGCGCCCCCCGUCCCCCCGCCGCCGGGCCCCGGGGGCCCCCGGGAGCCCAAGCGGAGCUCGGAGGCCCCCCCGCGGGCGCCAGCCCCCAACAGCCCUCAGGUGAACGCCCUGGUCGCCCGGCAGCCCCCGCUCCGGCCCCGCGUGCCCUGCCCGCCCCUGCCCAUGCCCCUGCCCCUGCGACUGCCCGUGCCCCGGCCCCUCUGCCUCUCACCCCCGGUCCUGGCCCCCAAGCUGGUGCCCGGCGGGACCCUCAAGAUGACCGCCCUGCCCCUGCCUGUGGGCGCGGGGGGGCCCCGGGCCGCCCUGCCCAUCAUCAGCAUGAUCUUGCCCGCCGUGCCCGCCCCCCCGGCCCGGGCCGGGGGCCAGCGGGGUACGGAGGCGGGCGGCGGGGCGGUGGACCCCGGGCCCCGGGCCCGGGUCCCCAAGCGCCCGGUGGAGGUGCCCUCGGACGGCGGGCACCAGGCAGCCAAGGCAGUGAAGAAGGAAGCCCGGGAGGUGACCGCGGGAGGUCGGGCCCGAGAAGGCAGGCGAAAGAGGGGUCGCCCCCGGAAGGAAACGGGCGGCCGGGAGAGGAGCCCCUCGUCGGAGAAACCCGGGCCCCCCACGGACUCAGCCCGCCCGCCGGGGUGGCCGGGCGGCGGAGCGGCCCGGAGCCCCCCUGUCGGGUCCGCCGCCCGGGGCACCGCCGGGGCAGAGGCCGGGGAGCAGAGGGGCAGCCAGGACUCGGUGGGGGGCCAGGGGCCUAAGGAAGCCCCUCCUUGA
Ornithorhynchus anatinus (platypus) is the source of this 1866-nucleotide messenger RNA. It is a transcript of the gene RFX5, whose product is annotated as regulatory factor X5. NCBI's taxonomy places the organism in Eukaryota, Metazoa, Chordata, Mammalia, Monotremata, Ornithorhynchidae. Bases 121 to 1866 code for a protein of 581 amino acids. The transcript is spliced from 9 exons. Gene Ontology annotation, molecular function: RNA polymerase II cis-regulatory region sequence-specific DNA binding; DNA-binding transcription factor activity, RNA polymerase II-specific. The record is from RefSeq and is a predicted model, not a curated record. Gene Ontology annotation, biological process: regulation of transcription by RNA polymerase II.